Messenger RNA from Fundulus heteroclitus (mummichog), 1741 nucleotides. RefSeq names its product activating signal cointegrator 1 complex subunit 1 (gene ascc1). Gene Ontology annotation, molecular function: RNA binding. The transcript has 10 exons. The record is from RefSeq and is a predicted model, not a curated record. The coding region runs from base 172 to 1233 and encodes 353 amino acids. Gene Ontology annotation, biological process: regulation of DNA-templated transcription; DNA alkylation repair. Gene Ontology annotation, cellular component: nucleus. NCBI's taxonomy places the organism in Eukaryota, Metazoa, Chordata, Actinopteri, Cyprinodontiformes, Fundulidae.
GUAAAUCAGCCAAAAGUGACGUAACGCUAUUGACGUUAACCAGCUAGCAUACGCGAAUAGACUGCUAGCUGGACACAUUUCAAGCAAAUCUUUGCAUAUUUUUCAGUUGAUGUCUGUCUCUUCAUGUUGAUAAUUUAGCAGAGUUUCAAAUUUAGUGUUUGUAAGCUAACAAUGGAUGUCCUACGUCCACCGCUUAUCAACAUAAACGGCAGGAUAUAUCGAAGGAACAUAGUCAAAGAAGAACAUUAUGAAGAAGAAGAUUUCUCGUACGUGGGACCAUCUGAGGGUGAAGAUGUGGCAGAGGGGGAAACCUGUGAUGGCCACUUCAUUGAACAGACAGAUAAGGGAUACCGCUGUGCCGUUGAUGUCCCAAGUGUCCUUUACAAAUAUAUCAUUGGGAAAAAAGGAGAAACCCGUAGACGUCUGGAGUUUGACACCAAAACCACUAUCAGCAUCCCGAAACCAGGAAUUGAAGGACAAAUCGUUAUCACAGGUUCCCAAAAGGCUGCGGUUUCUUCUGCAGUCACUCGAGUGGAGGUGCUUGUGGAGAGUUUCCGAAAGAAACAGCCUUUCACUCACUUCCUGUCUUUCCCUUUGAACGACGCCAAAGUUCAAGAGGGAUUCCAGAAAUUUAAAGAUGAGGUGUUACGACAGUGUUCACAGGAUCAUGGAGUGUCGGAAAGCAUAUUUCAAAACCCCGCGAAGCUUCAUUUGACUAUUGGCACCCUGGCUUUGUUAAACGACGCAGAAGUGAGAAAAGCAUGUGAACACCUUCAAGAAUGCCAAACUUUCAUCAGGGACAUCACUGAAGGAAAGCCUCUGCCCUUGGAGGUGACGGGUAUAGAGUACAUGAACGACGACCCCGCCAUGGUGGACGUCUUGUACGCCAAAGUCAACGUUAAAGAUGGAUCUGACAGGUUGCAGAUGAUUGCGGACCGGCUGGUGGAGCACUUCGUCUCCGUGGGGCUGAUGGUCAGGGAGUGGGACAGAGUGAAGCUGCAUGGCACCGUCAUGAACACGCUGUUCAGAAAGGACACUACAGUUGAAGACGCGGGUGGAGCAGGAAGACCAACCCCAAGUGAAAGAGAGGCUUUUGAUGCCAGAAACAUAUUAAAGAAAUUUGGUAGUUAUAGUUUCGGGGAGUUUGAGCUGAGCGGUGUCCAGCUGUCACAGAGGUACUCAACAGACUGUAGCGGAUACUACUCGUCUGCCGGGAGCAUCAGCUUCUCGUGACCUUCGCCCCAUCCGAGCAUCAUAUUCUGAGGUCUUUUUUUGGACGCGGCUGGACAGAAAGCGAUGCCGUCAGAAGAAGAAAGGCUUGAAGGACCAACGCCCAACAGAUCCGAGCAACGGACAGGAACAUGAACUCUAAAUUGUUUGUUUUCCUGAAUUACGUCCCCACUCCCCCAACACCCCCCCCCCCCCCCCCCCCCGCCCCCCUCCACCACAGCUUUCUGUAAUCAUCUGCUGUUUACCAGGAAUUCUUGAAGAAAUCCUCAGAGCCCCUUCAUCCUGUGACAAUAUGAGCGGCGGCGAUAAGCUUCAUAGCUCAUCAGGACUCUUUUGAGCUUCUUGUAAAGAGACGAAGGCAAUGUUGUUUACAUUUGUAAUGAAAGAAAAAAUUUCCAGAUAAGAAAGCUUUCAAAUUGUGCUGCAUAACGCCUUGUCUGAUGUUAAUAAGGGGGAGAAAAAACAAACAAAAAAACAGCUUCUGCAAUAAAAACAUGUUUAGUGGAGGAUA